UACUCUAAAAAUUAGAAGAAAAAAGAAAAAAAAAACUUCAACUUCCUCAAAGUAGAUUGUUAUAUAAGGGUAGUUGAUUCCUUGAUUACCGUCUUUAUUAUUUUUCAUUGUUUCUGUAACAGGAUAACAGCCCUUAAUAAGCUGAAAUGGAGAAACCAAUAGAUUCAAAGCAAACGAUGUUCGACAGGGAAGAUGGAUACGAUGCUGUUGUUGUGGGGUCGGGAUACGGUGGUUCGGUCGCCGCUUGUCGGUUGUCCGAGGCGGGAGUCAAGGUAUGUCUGGUCGAGAAGGGCCGAAAAUGGGAAGCUAAGGAUUUUCCUACAGACAGUUUCGGGUUGAUGUCAACUACAAGGAUGGAGAAUCACAACUUAGGUGUCAGCUUUGGUCCAAGGGAUGCUUUGUUUCAGGUUUAUGUACAAAAUGAUUCACUGGCAGCAGUGGCUUGUGGACUUGGUGGUGGUUCACUAGUAAACGCCGGAGUAAUGCUGCCAACUCCGGUUCGUACUCGAAGAAAUUCGAAGUGGCCGAAGGAAUGGGAAAGGGACUGGGAUAGUUGUCAAGCUUCUGCUGCUUCCAUGUUGAGAAUACAAAGUGCUCCAAUCCAGUUCCCUGUUGCUAAAGUUAUGGAAGAAAUCGGUGUGGGAGACGUCGAAGGAAUCGUUCGAGAUUCAUUGAAGUUCAGCAUGAAUUUCGAUCUCGAAGAGUCGUCAUCCAGAUCACCGAAGCAUCAAAAUUUGGAUACCUGCAUAGCCUGCGGAAAUUGUCUUGCUGGUUGUCCUUAUAAUGCCAAGAAUUCUACAGACAAAAAUUAUCUUGAAUCAGCAACUCAGGCAGGAUGUAUUAUCAAGACAGAGUGUGGAGUUCAGUAUGUCAUUAAGAAUCCAUUCGAAUCAGGCCGAGACGAUGAAAUCCGUGGACGAAGGUGGUUUGUGUACUUAAACGAGAUCGAUUACAUAAAAGCUGAUUUCGUGAUCCUGUCAGCGGGAGUUUUCGGCACGGCUGCAAUACUUUUCAAAUCACAGAUGAGAGGAUUAAAACUUUCAGAUGCACUUGGUUCCGGAUUCAGUUGUAAUGGUAAUAAUGUUGCUUAUCUUGCUGGAAGCUCAGGACCUUUGAAUGCCUAUGGAUUAGAUGGAAAGCAACUAUCCAAGAUACCUAUUCAAGCAAGGCCUGGACCGUCGAUCUCUUCAUCUUACACUUCUUCAUUGGGUUUCACAAUUCAGAGUGCAGUACUUCCUACUGCUUAUCCUUACAUCUUGUUUAAAGGGAUCACAACAUUCGGAUGGCCGACUGGUUACUGGUUCUUUCAUGGUGUUAUUGAUAAGCUGAAACAUCUCAUAGGUUCUAAGUCAAGCCAAGCAAUGGUGCUCAAUGCAAUGGGGCAUGACAAGGGUGAUGGGAAUAUCACAUUCGAACAGGAAACCAAUAAAAUUUGCUUUAAUCCACCCCAUGACCCUUUGCUUCCAAGAAAAGUUGAGGCCUUCCAAAGGACUACCAAGAAACUAGGGGGAAUUCUCUUCAUGGCCAAGUACCGAAGCACGUCGGUACAUCUUCUAGGUGGCUGCAAUGCAUCUUCAGACUUCUCGAAUGGUGUUUGUAGCCCAAAUGGUAAGGUUUUCGAUCCAGAGGCUCCUGGUCUAGUGCAUCAAGGUCUCUAUGUUUGUGACGCUUCUCUAAUUCCAUGCUCGGUUGGCGUAAACCCGUGCCUUACUAUUGCAACAGCCGCUGAGCAUGUUAGUAAGCACAUUGUGAAGGAUAUUCUCAAGUACAAUAGUCAAAACUGCACAGAUUUUGUUUCUAAAGUGGUAGAUCACAAUCCAUAUAAAGAAACACACGAUAAUUUGAAGAGCAAAGAGACAUCAUACGCAUCUGUCAAAGAAACAAUGAGAGGCUAUAUUGGGGGUAUGCCAUGCACAGCUUCUCUGAUAAUGAAGAUAAACUUGCAGAACCGGAACAACAACGAUGUUUCGAGUAGGUUUACGAGAAAAACUCAUCAAACUUUAAAAGGGAAAGUUGGAGGUUACCUUGUCUUCAGAGCAAUAGAGAAGGAUAAGAUGCAUAUUAUAGAUGGGGAAGUAGACAUGUUUGAAGUAGAUUGCCGAACCCCUUACACACGGUAUUUUCACUACCGCCUUCUCCUUGCCGCUUCUUCCGGGUCAAGAUAUGUCCUUGAGGGAAAGAAGAUAAUGAAUCCUUUUCCUUUUGCACUUAAUUCUUGGAACGAGACAACAACAUUGUAUGUGACAUUCAAAAGGGUUGCUGGGGAAGAAGGGUUGAACUUAAAAGGGGAGCUUAGAAUUUCCAUGAUGGAUCUACUGAAAAGCCUAUUUAGUCUUGAAGGAAACGUAAAAGGAAGAUUUAUCGAUCUUUUCUCAUCGAAUCUCCUUAGAACCUAUGUUUUACAGAUACCAUAUCAAAGUAACAAAGAGUACCUGACCGAUUCUUCCGACUAUUCUUCUUAUCCAGAGAGUACUUUCCAUCGGUUAAAAACAGAAGAUGGAUGUAACAUCAGUUGCCUGCAGUGGAGCUGUGAUCAAAGUAAAUGGAACCUCAAGGAAGAAAAGCAACCAAUUCUUCUACUUAAUGGCCAUUCCACUGAGAGUUUCUUUCUGCCAACGGAACCGAACGAUUUAAUUAGGACUUUACUGGCAGAAGGGCGUGAAGUAUGGCUACUUCAAUCGCGACUGCACGUAUCACUUCCCUCGAACAACUUCACCAUUGAAGACAUUGGAAGAUAUGAUAUACCUUCUGUAAUCGACAAGAUACGAGAAUUCCACUGUUCGAACAUAAAGGUACAUGUGGUUGCGCACUGUGUUGGUGGAUUGUCCAUUCACAUAGCUCUCUUGGGGGGACACAUCUCUCCAACUCAGAUCGCUUCGUUGUGUUGCACCAACUCUUCGAUGUUCUUCAAGGUGACUACUUUAGCCACUGUCAAAAUGUGGCUCCCUUUGAUCCCGAUUUCAAUGGCAUUGCUAGGCGAGAACAAGAUUCUGCCACUGUUAGAGACAUCAAGAUCAAAGGCCAGUUUAAGACAUCGGCUCCUAAUAGCGAUAGCCCGUUGGCUACCAAGGUACGAAAGGUGCACUUGCGAUGAAUGCGAGGUCUUUUCCGGCAUAUUUGGCAAUGCAUUCUGGCAUCAAAACGUCACCCCAACAAUGCACCAUUGGUUAAACAAGCAAAGCACAACAAACAUCCCCUUGGCAGCAUUCCCUCACCUGAGGAAAAUCUGCAAGUCAGGGUUCAUCGUGGAUAGUAACGGAAACAACUCGUAUUUGAUUCAUCCGGAGAGAAUGGCGGUCUCGACGUUAUACGUCUCCGGGGGACGAAGUCUUCUGGUGACCCCGGAGACCACUUUUCUAGCAAACAACUAUGUGAAGAUGCAUCAACCAGGGUUCAGACAUGAAAGGGUGGUUGUGGAUGGAUAUGGACAUUCGGAUUUGUUGAUCGGUGAAGAGUCUUUUAAAGAAGUUUUCCCUCACAUAUUGUCUCACAUAAGGUUAUGUGAAGAAGGGGAAAAUGUUGUGAGGAUUUCGGAGGGAAAGAAAUACGGUAAAGAAGCCUUGGAAUGGAUGGCAGAUCCUUACCAAGGCUACGGAGGGUCUCAAAGUUGUUGGUUUUUAACAUUGAUUUUUGUUGCUUUAUUAGCUUUCUUUUUAGUUUCUGUCUUAUGAUUUAUUGAGUUUCUAGCUUUAAUAGUUUUAAAAUAAACAAUGCCUUAACUAAGACAGUUUGGCCGAGUGGUCCAAGGCGCCAGAUAUAGGCUUCGGUACGAAAGAG
Hibiscus syriacus is the source of this 3777-nucleotide messenger RNA. RefSeq lists its product as uncharacterized. NCBI's taxonomy places the organism in Eukaryota, Viridiplantae, Streptophyta, Magnoliopsida, Malvales, Malvaceae. The coding region runs from base 147 to 3671 and encodes 1174 amino acids. The transcript is spliced from 9 exons. Gene Ontology annotation, molecular function: oxidoreductase activity, acting on CH-OH group of donors; flavin adenine dinucleotide binding. The record is from RefSeq and is a predicted model, not a curated record.